Zingiber officinale is the source of this 3052-nucleotide messenger RNA. Its product is annotated as auxin response factor 7-like. Gene Ontology annotation, molecular function: DNA binding; protein binding. Bases 644 to 2644 code for a protein of 666 amino acids. NCBI's taxonomy places the organism in Eukaryota, Viridiplantae, Streptophyta, Magnoliopsida, Zingiberales, Zingiberaceae. The transcript is spliced from 16 exons. The record is from RefSeq and is a predicted model, not a curated record. Gene Ontology annotation, cellular component: nucleus. Gene Ontology annotation, biological process: regulation of DNA-templated transcription; response to hormone.
AGUAAUGCCAGAAAAAGAAGCCGCCUCGUCGUUAAAGCCGGAGUGGUUCUCCUGUCCCCAAGCUUUCCUCCUCCGCCCAUUUCCUCUUUCUGCUUCUUUCUCGCGGUGUUAGUCCGUGCGAUUCUUCGUCGGCUACUCGAUUGGCCGCUUGUGGUUUUCCCUUCUCGCAGGAUGGCUUCGAUAUGAAAUCUUUUGGUUGUGGCGGUAGAGAUUAGUUGAGGAUCUUCCCGUUGUGGUUACAGGGCAGAUUUUGGGCCGAGGAUUUAAGUUAUACUGGUGUGACAUAAAAGAGAUUUGUGCUUUACGAGUGUAAAGUUUCUGUGAGUGCUAGCUAGAUCUGUUAGUGUUCCUUGCUGCAGAUCUGUGUUUGGGCGGAGAAACGGCGUAGGAGGCGCCUUUUCUUGUGCAACGUUAGCGGUGAAUUCGGAGGCGGCGAAAAAGAGGUGCCUUUAUUGCAUCCAGCGUUGAAGGACCAAGCUACAUCCGUUUCAAGAAAAAACAAGGGAUUUGUGGGAGACUGGAAGUUCUGGAGCUGCGAUCAGCCGGGAUUCUGUGUGUACUUAAGUCGCCCUUCAACUUUGAAGUGCGAAACGGAACUGCUGCGCCUGUUUUCCUUUCUGAAGAGAAAUUCUAAACUGGUUUCAUGGCUUUGCCGCCAUCAAAUAGUUCAUCCGCUGUACUUGGAUCAGGUACUUAUGGCGAUGUCUUGUACCCAGAACUUUGGAAAGCAUGUGCAGGACCAUUAGUCACUCUACCCCGUGAAGGUGAAAGGGUUUAUUACUUUCCACAAGGCCACAUGGAGCAGCUUGAAGCAUCGACAAAUCAAGGGCAUGAUCAACAGAUGCCCUUGUUUGAUCUGCCAUCAAAGAUCCUAUGCAAAGUAGUCCAUGUGCAGCUUCAGGCUGAAGCAGAUACAGAUGAAGUUUUUGCUCAGAUAACAUUGCUACCUGAAGCUGAUCAAAGCGAGGUUACUUGUCCAGAUCCACAACUACCAGAACCUGAAAGGUGCAAUGUCCGCUCAUUUUGUAAGGUUCUGACUGCAUCAGACACAAGUACACACGGUGGUUUCUCAGUUCUAAAGAGGCAUGCAGAUGAGUGUCUGCCUCUGCUGGAUAUGUCCCAGAACCCACCUUGGCAAGAAUUGGUUGCUAAAGAUCUUCAUGGAAAUGAUUGGCAUUUCCGUCACAUUUUUCGAGGGCAACCUAGGCGCCAUCUUCUCACAACUGGUUGGAGUGUUUUCGUGAGCUCAAAAAGAUUAGUAGCUGGUGAUGCAUUUAUAUUCUUAAGAGGUGAGAAUGAUGAACUUCGAGUCGGUGUGAGACGGCUCAUGAGACAAAUAAAUAACUUGCCGUCAUCUGUCAUAUCCAGUCAUAGUAUGCAUGUUGGAGUAUUGGCUACUGCAUCUCAUGCUAUUACUAGUGGGACUCUGUUUUCUGUUUUUUACAAGCCAAGAACAAGCCGAUCAGAGUUCAUCGUAAGUGUAAACAAAUAUCUUGAAGCCAAAAAUAACAAAUUUUCUGUUGGGAUGAGAUUUAAGAUGAGUUUUGAGGGUGAUGAAGCUCCAGAAAGGAGGUUUAGUGGAACUAUCAUUGGUGUAGAUAAGCCGUCAUCAUGUCGAUGGACAGAUUCAGAAUGGAGAUCCCUAAAGGUUCAAUGGGAUGAACCUUCAUCUAUUCCAAAGCCAGAUAGAGUUUCACCAUGGGAAUUAGAACCACUUCUUACAACUACUCCGACAUCUCAACUGGUGGUCAGAAACAAACGACCCCGACUGCCGGCUUCAUCUGUUCUUACAACUGAUGCUACUCCAACAUUUGGGUCGCACAGAGGAAAAGAGAUAUAUGCACCUUCCUGUCAAUCACCUUUGUUCACAUUGACAACAAAGCCUGGGUCAAUUGUGCUGAAUGCAAACAAUGGGCCAUCAGCUGGUAACAGCCCCAUGUACUGGACGAAGAUACAAAAUCAAAUUGAUUCCUGUCUGACAGGUAUUAAUGAUGGACAAAGUGAAAGAAAGAUGGAAAGUAGUUCAGGCUGUAGGCUGUUUGGGGUCCAGCUAGUUGAGAGCUGGGGAGCCGAAGAAAUCUCUGUACCCACUGCCUUCUCUUGUCUGAGAGAGGAACAGCCUGUGACAUCUUUGGAUGUUGAUUCAGAUCAACAAUCUCAACCAUCCAACUUUAACCAGUCUGAGACAAAUGCACUCAGCAGUGAGCUUGAGAAGCCAUGCGUGAGGUUAAUUCAAGAAUCUCAAAAUCGACAAUUAAGAAGCUGCACUAAGGUUCACAUGCAAGGAAUGGCAGUUGGGAGAGCAGUAGAUUUGACUAGAUUAUAUGGAUAUGAUGAUCUUCUUCUGAAGCUGGAAGAGAUGUUCAAUAUUAAGGGAGAGCUCUCCAGCCAAAUAAAGAAGUGGGAGGUUGUCUACACUGACGAUGAAGAUGACAUGAUGAUGGUUGGCGAUGAUCCGUGGCAUGAGUUCUGCAGCAUGGUCAGAAAAAUAAAUAUUUACUCGUGUGAGGAGGCCAAAAGGUUGACCCCCAAGUCAAGGCUUCCUGCUAUAAGUGAGGUGAUUAAGCCUGCAUCCAAGAACUCCUUGCUGGACUCAGAAACCACUGAUAACAAGCUGGAAGAUAAAAUGCCGGCUUCUCACUAGGAUCACUGGCUUUUGUCCUGCCAGUUCAUGAAAUUUUCUGUUUUAAUCAUCGAGGCUAGUGCAAGCAAAUGUGCAAAAAAAUUGGUGCUGUUUGUUCUUUUGCUACUAAUUGAUUCCAUGGGCAUUGGGUCACUAACAGAAGCAACAAGGAAAGAUAGAAGUGAGAUGGUGCUUUAGUUUAGGCUACAUGCUUCUUCUAUGGGUCAUUUUCUUCUUUGGCUUGGUCCUUGUAGGUGCGAGAAAAGCCAUAACGCACCUGCCUCAAUAAGUUGACUCAUUGCAUCGUGUCUCUAUUGUGGACCGAGGAUGAGGCAUGCUACCCUUGUUCCUUCUUUAGUAGCUACCAAAUAGAUGUACAUAGUUAAGGUCUAUAUCACACUUGCAUUAUUGCUUUGUCUGAUUGUUUUA